AUGAUUUGGCCUAUUCUCCUACUGAUGACGCUUGCGUCCUGUUUCCUUGUGGCUCGAUGUUGCAUAAAGAUUUACCGUCAUCUCCUCCGCCGGGACAUUAUUCAGGAAGGACUUUUGUGGCUCGCAUGGUCGGCGACCAUACCAACAAGCGUGCUCGCCAUCCUGAUUCUCACGACGGAGAGAGAAGAUAGGGCAGCCUACUUCUUGCUUGUGGCGCAUUACCUCUCCAUCUUUAUUGCGCAUCUGACAAAGGCCUCUCUCGCUCUACUCUUCAUCCACUUCGCACAGCUGCGCGAGUAUAAGCUCAUCAAUCAGUGCAUCAUCCCUAUCAUUGGUCUGUCAUUGACACUCAACCUCGUGGCUCUUUCGGUCCAGUGCAACUUUCAAGCGACCUUCGACGGCGAGACGGGCCCUGAGCAAUGUCAUUUUGAGGGUGUAGCCAUGGUCGAGUCGCUAUUCAAUAUUCUCCUUGGUAUUAUGCUUGUCAUGCAUCCCAUCAAGCCGCUCUACAAAGCUGCUUCUCUCAUUGGGAAGCAGAACGUAGUCAUGCUAUCCUGCUUGUUUGGUACCGCCAUGGCCGGCUCUUUCGUCAGUGUCAUGCGAGCCGUCGUUGCGCACCGCCAGAGCACCCGCGUCAAGUCGGCUGAGUUACUGGAUGACGAUAUCGAGGAGGCAAUCAACGUCAUGUCUCGUGUGCGAACGCUGGCACUGCUUCUGGUGCUUGAAGCGUGUCUUGGGAUUGUGCUUGCAGCAGUACCUGAUAUGGGUGGUCUUUACCUGCAUUGGUAUCACCAAGGUGCACUCGACCUGUCUCGAAAAGAUACGACAAGCACCGAGGAUAGUGCAAUGAAAUGUGCAUCAACCUCUAGUGAAACUCGACCAGAUGGACCAAACAUGUCCAAGUUCAGUGCCGAGACAUUGCCUUUAGCCCAGAAAGCAUCAAAGCUGCAGAAGCAAAAGAUGGAUCAGUUCUUGUGGGGAUUUGACGGCAGUCCUGAUCGUUGGAACAAGAUGCCGUCGCUGCACCAUCUGCCACUUCAUUCAACUGGACGGAUACCGAAACUUCCCUUGGCGAAGCUGCCUUCCACGACUUUACCAGAUUGCACGCAUUCAAAUACCGUACCAGCCAAGGGAGACUGA
Messenger RNA from Protomyces lactucae-debilis, 1140 nucleotides. RefSeq lists its product as uncharacterized. The coding region runs from base 1 to 1140 and encodes 379 amino acids. The record is from RefSeq and is a predicted model, not a curated record. The transcript has a single exon. Lineage: Eukaryota; Fungi; Ascomycota; Taphrinomycetes; Taphrinales; Protomycetaceae.